GUAAUUGGGAUUUUAAUUCUACUGUUUUUUACACAAUAGAAGAUUUAGCAGAGUCCUAAUUUAAGAUUAUGUGAUAUUGCAACUUGGAAGCCAUGAGCACAGAACAAAGGCAUAGAAAGAUGAGUUACCCACAAAACUCAAGAAUGGCCUGAAACUUUCAGAGAGCUGCUGCUAUGGCUACUACAGUGAACUUGGAGCUUGAUCCCAUUUUUUUGAAAGCCUUGGGCUUCUUGCAUUCGAAGAGUAAAGAUUCUGCUGAAAAGCUGAAAGCACUUCUUGAUGAGUCUUUGGCCAGAGGAACCGAUUCAAGCUAUCGUCCUUCUCAGAAGGAAGUAGAGCAACCAAAAGUAUCUGUUACCAAACCUGUUUCCAGUAAGCAAGAGCCUAAAGCGUCUUCUAGUUUGCCUUCAGGCAACAACAAUGGCAAGCCGACUGUAUCAGAGAAGGUGAAAAAAGAAACAGAAAAGAGAUCAGGUGACAAAAUAAAAGUGGAAGCUGCUGAAGGAGUUGAUGCUCCAAAGAAACCAAGACUAGAGAAGCAAGAGGCUCGUUCGUCUCCUAUUACGGUUCAGACGAGCAAGGAUUUAUCCAUGCCUGAUUUAUCUAGCUUUGAGGAAACUAGUGCUGAUGAUUUUGCUAUGGAAAUGGGUUUGGCCUGUGUUGUUUGCAGGCAAAUGACAGUUACUUCUGGGAAUCAGUUAGUGGAGUGUCAGGAGUGCCAUAAUCUCUACCACCAGGAUUGCCAUAAACCUCAGGUGACAGACAAGGAAGUGAAUGAUCCUCGACUGGUUUGGUAUUGCGCACGCUGUACCAGACAGAUGAAGAGAAUGGCUCAAAAGACACAAAAACCACCUCAAAAAACAGCUCCUGCUGUGGUUUCAGUUGCGCCAGCUGUGAAAGAUCCAUUGGUCAAGAAGUCAGAAAUUAAGUCAAAACUUGAUAAUCCACCAGCUUUUCUAGCGUUCAAGAGAACAGAAGUCAAGACCUCAACAGCAGUUUCGGGGAACUCAGCCAGUACAAGUGUUUCCUCUUCAGCAACCAGUGGCCUUACAGGAUGGGCUGCUUUUGCAGUCAAAACCUCCUCUGCCAGUCCCUCAACUGCCAAACUGGGAUCAACAGCACAGAGCGCCAGUGGGAAACCUGCGGCCUCUUCUAAUAAUCAGAAACCUGUGGGUUUGUCAGGGUUGGCAACUUCCAAACCAGGACUAGGGUCAAAAAUAGCUUCGGCUAACAACAACACAAACCCUGCUCAGCUGAAGCCUCCUCCACCUCUGACACUGGGAAAAACCACUCUCAGCCGUUCGGUAAGCAGCGACAACGUCAGCAAAGUAGGUCUUCCUAGUCCCAGCAGUACUACGCCAAGUAGCAGCAGCCAGGUACCCAGCGGGAAUGGCAACAGUGGGACCACGGGUAACAGCGGGGGCAGUGCAAGCAAAACAGCAGCAGAUACUGGUAAUCAGUCAGCCUCCCUAAAAGGCCCAACUUCUCAGGAGUCUCAGCUCAAUGCCAUGAAAAGGUUACAAAUGGUCAAGAAGAAAGCUGCUCAAAAGAAACUCAAGAAGUAACAUAGCUGCUUGUUAAUUUUAUUGGUUGUGUUCUGUAAAACAACAGCAUUGAUAUUUUUCUUAAAGAAAAUCCCACAGUUACUAGACUGAAACAGUAGUUAAAUCAGGGAAGACCAAAACCUACGUUCUACAGGAGGUCAGGCUUAGAUGAUCCUAGUAGUUCUCUCUGACUUCACAAAUCUAUGAGUCAAAUACAAUAGAGGAAUAUUCAUUAUAAUAUGCCUCCUGUUUUUUAGCUCAAAGCACUGAACCGUGACAUUGUUAAACCUGGAUUUUUUCUCACGUAUUUAAAAAAAAAAA
Messenger RNA from Struthio camelus australis, 1865 nucleotides. The record is from RefSeq and is a predicted model, not a curated record. Lineage: Eukaryota; Metazoa; Chordata; Aves; Struthioniformes; Struthionidae.